CUACCACUUUUCUGUCUCCCGGUUGCUUGUGCUCCUGACCCCCUCUUGGUUUCAGCAGCGCUAAAACAAGCAGGUCUACUUCAAAUAAAAACACCCAGACACACGAAUUUAAUACCGUUCACCCAUGAAGCAUGGCGGCUAAUUUUGGCAAGAUUCUCAUCGGUAUUUACGUGGAGAUAAAACGAAGCGAUGGACGAAUACAUCAGGCUAUGGUUACGUCUCUGAAUGAAGACAAUGACAGUGUUACUGUUGAGUGGAUUGAGAAUGGAGAUACCAAAGGCAAAGAGAUUGACUUGGAAAGUAUAUUUGCACUAAAUCCAGACAUCGCACCUGAUGAAGAAAUUGCGGUAAGCCCUGAAACCCCACCACCGCCAACACCAACUUCUGCCAAAGUUAACAAGAUAGCAAAGAACCGACGCACAGUAAAUCCCAUUAAAAAUGAAACGCCUUCCAGAGACAACAGAGUUGGGUCUGCUAGAGCAAGGCCCAGUCAACUUCCUGAGCAAGCCCCAGCAGCCCCAGUGCAGCCUCUUACACAGCAGCAGCAGCUACAGCAGCAGCAGAAUGCUCGUAGAAAAUCAAACUGUGUAAAGGAAGUUGAAAAACUACAAGAAAAAAGAGAGCGGCGAAGGUUACAACAACAAGAGCUGAGAGAGAAGAGAGCACAGGAUGUUGACACUACGUAUCCCAACUAUGAAAUAAUGUACAUGAUCAGAGAUUUCCGGGCAAGUCUUGACUACAGGCCGUUAACAACUGCUGAUCUGAUUGAUGAGCACAGGAUAUGUGUUUGUGUAAGAAAACGUCCACUUAAUAAGAAAGAAACUGCCCUGAAGGAUCUUGAUGUACUCACCAUCCCCAGUAAAGAUGUUGUAAUGGUUCAUGAACCCAAACAGAAGGUGGAUUUAACAAGAUACUUGGAAAACCAAACUUUCCGCUUUGACUACGCGUUUGACGAUACAACCACAAAUGAAAUGGUUUACAGGUUUACAGCCCGUCCUCUAGUGGAGACAAUAUUUGAGAGAGGAAUGGCCACUUGCUUUGCUUAUGGACAAACUGGCAGUGGUAAAACACAUACAAUGGGCGGCGACUUUUCAGGAAAGAAUCAGGAUUGUUCAAAAGGAAUAUAUGCACUAGCUGCACGGGAUGUAUUUCUUAUGCUGAAAAAGCCAAACUAUAAGAAGUUAGAUCUUCAAGUAUAUGCAACGUUUUUUGAGAUUUAUAGUGGCAAGGUUUUUGACUUGUUGAACCGGAAAACCAAGUUACGAGUCCUUGAAGAUGGAAAACAGCAGGUUCAGGUGGUGGGGUUACAGGAACGGGAAGUGAAAUGUACUGAGGAUGUGUUAAAACUGAUUGAGAUAGGAAACAGCUGCAGAACAUCUGGUCAGACAUCAGCUAAUGCCCACUCCUCAAGAAGCCAUGCAGUGUUUCAGAUUAUUCUGCGAAGGAAAGGAAAGAUGCAUGGCAAGUUUUCACUUAUAGAUCUUGCUGGAAAUGAAAGGGGAGCAGAUACCUCAAGUGCAGACAGACAAACAAGACUCGAAGGUGCUGAAAUAAACAAAAGUCUUCUGGCACUGAAGGAGUGUAUUAGGGCCUUGGGUCGCAACAAACCACACACCCCUUUCAGAGCAAGUAAACUCACGCAGGUGCUCCGAGAUUCCUUCAUUGGAGAGAACUCAAGGACAUGCAUGAUUGCAACAAUUUCUCCCGGAAUGGCCUCCUGUGAAAAUACUUUGAAUACUCUGAGAUACGCAAACAGAGUAAAGGAGUUUGGAAUCAGUCCUUCAGACAUUCCCUUCUCGCAGGGUGGCUGCAGCCGCUCUGAGCUCUCCCCUACCUCUGAGCAUGAUGACUUUUCUACUUCGCCCAGCAGAGUGAAGGAGUUGACAGUAGAUCCCAGUGCAGUCAUAGAAGGACGCCCCAAUAUUCAUGGUGCAAAUCAGCUGGAUACAUUGGAAGCCCAAUGGGGUGUUGGAAGCUCUCCUCAAAGAGAUGAUCUCAAGCUGCUUUGUGAACAAAAUGAGGAGGAAGUAUCUCCCCAGCUGUUCACUUUCCAUGAAGCUGUAUCCCAGAUGGUAGAAAUGGAGGAGCAGGUGGUAGAGGACCACAGGGCUGUUUUCCAGGAGUCUAUAAGAUGGCUGGAGGAUGAAAAGGCACUGUUGGAAAUGACUGAAGAAGUAGAUUAUGACGCAGAUUCUUAUGCCACACAACUAGAACAAAUUUUGGAUCAAAAGAUCGAGAUCUUAACAGAACUAAGAGAUAAAGUGAAAUCUUUCCGUUCAGCCCUCCAGGAGGAAGAACAAGCUAGUAAGCAGAUUAAUCCCAAGCGACCACGUGCCCUUUAGGCACUCUCUCUGUCUGUAUAUGUGUUUAAGGAUUAUAAAACAAAAAAAGAAACCCACUAAACUUCUACUGUACAUUUCUGUAAUUCUUAAACCUGGUUGUGAGACAUCAACAACUUAAACUAAAAACUUUGCUGUAAAUAAGAGGAGCCGCCUUACUCUCACUUUUCCGUUGUACAUGAAACACUCCCAUGGUGUUAAUACAAAUGCUUCCAACAGCACAAACUUGCAGGGUUAGGAUCCCUAGCACUUUGUUUGAUAUUUUUUAAUUGUACUAAUCCUUGCCAACUUUUUAAAAAACCAAUGAAGUAAAACUGUGGACUUUUGACUUCCAUAGUACCUUUCUGUUAAAUGUGUUAAGACUUUGUUACAAAGACUGGCUGGACAGUUUUGAAAUGUAUGCAUGCAGAACCCAUCAGUGAUUGUAAAAUAUUUCCCUAUCACCCUAACUGUGCCCACAUGGAUGUGCUCUAUAUAGCAGUCUUGCUAUAGGGCCAGGUUCAUUCUUUAGCUGAACUGCAUAGUAAGCACAGUCUUAAUAAAACACAUUCCUUAUCA
Polyodon spathula (Mississippi paddlefish) is the source of this 2897-nucleotide messenger RNA. RefSeq names its product kinesin-like protein KIF2A. The transcript has 21 exons. The record is from RefSeq and is a predicted model, not a curated record. Gene Ontology annotation, biological process: microtubule-based movement. Bases 132 to 2342 code for a protein of 736 amino acids. Gene Ontology annotation, molecular function: microtubule motor activity; microtubule binding; ATP binding. NCBI's taxonomy places the organism in Eukaryota, Metazoa, Chordata, Actinopteri, Acipenseriformes, Polyodontidae.